GCAUCAGUUCAAUUACUACACUGACAGUGUUAUCGUUCGAGAGAUAUCUGAUGAUCAGCAAGCCAUUCCGAGGCAAGCAUCUCAAUCACAAGGGAUCUGCCUUCCUUGUCAUCUCCAUCUGGAUCUACUCUCUCGCUCUCACCACGCCACCGCUCUUUGGAUGGGGCGAAUACAUUAACGAGUCAGCUAAUAUCAGUUGUUCGGUGAAUUGGGAGACAAGCAACUACAACCACACCACCUACAUUGUCUACCUGUUUGCGAUGGGAUUGUUCGUGCCAGCCUCUGUCAUUUGCUUCUCCUAUCUUAAUAUCAUCAGAUCUAUGAAGAAGAACGUUCGAGUAGGCGGUCACGUGACCAAGGCAGAGAAGAAGGUGGCAAUGAUGGUUGCCAUAAUGAUAGUGGCGUUCUUCUUCGCGUGGACGCCCUACGCCAUCUUGGCUCUGCUGAUUGCAUUCGCCGACGCCCAGGUGGCGCCCUGGCUCAGUGUGGUGCCAGCCCUCAUGGCUAAGAGUUCCAUUUGCUACAACCCUAUCAUCUAUGUGGUGCUCAACACACAGGCAAAGAGAGCUGGCAGUCUUGUACAUGAAAUAAUGGACGAUGACCACCCUGAGGAAGUUGUCAAGGAAUUGGACCUAUUCUCCACUCUGUUACUACACCGUUGUCCACACGUUGAUGCUUUUGGAUUUUUUCAAGUUGAUUAUAAGAUUUUGCUUUCGAUAGUGUCCGUCAUCGCACCUGGUGUGAUAUUCUUUGCCGAGGUGAUCAGUGAUAACUACUCAGCAAGAAUGAAAUGGAGUUCCAACAAUAACACAGUAACUUAGAAAAAAUGUUUGUAGGAUUUGUUCAAAUUAUGAAUGAACUUUGAAUAAAUUGUGAAUGACAUAAGAUAAUAAUAAUAAUAAUAAUAAAAA
Molecule: messenger RNA, 911 nt
Organism: Nilaparvata lugens (brown planthopper)
Lineage: Eukaryota; Metazoa; Arthropoda; Insecta; Hemiptera; Delphacidae
Product: vertebrate ancient opsin-like
Biological process (GO): G protein-coupled receptor signaling pathway; sensory perception of taste
Cellular component (GO): membrane; photoreceptor outer segment
Molecular function (GO): G protein-coupled receptor activity
Source: RefSeq, a predicted model, not a curated record